AGCUUUAAAACUUCCACUUCUCAAAAAAGGCUCUAGUGCUGAAAUUUACAGCGUGCAUACACUCACGCAGAGUCAUUCGAGCCUCUUCAGAUAACAGAACCUCAGAACAAACCAGUAACAGUCCGAAAAGAACCAUGAUAAGUCCCAGAACAGUUUGUUUCGUGUAUUUGGCAUUGAUCUUCGGAACGUCACAUGCUAACUCCGCAAAUGGCAACGAAACAAUUAUAACAGUCCCAUCAGUAACAGAAGAUGCCUUGUCUACAACAAGUGACACCACGCCAACAUCCAACAAUAACAGAGAGCAAUUAAAACGAAACACUGCAGCGAAAAUAUCUAAAACAUCAGUCUGCGUACAGCCCACUCCUAAACCUGAGGAAGGACAUUGUAUUUUCUUUCUACCAACUUCUAACGAUAAACUGCUACUGAUUGUGGUUGCUCUCACAGUGGGCUGCUUGGCAUUGUUGCUGACCACACUGAUAUGCACCUGUCAGGUUUGUCACCAGAGAGGAAUUAUCUCUAGUCUCCAGACUCUUUACGACAACAUUGACCCACAUGCCAGAAGAGAGAAGAGUGAAUCGCCACGCCAGGAUGGAGGCCAAGUGGACAGGCACCCAACUGAGACCUGCUUCAUGCUAUCAGAGAUCACCACAGCACAAGACGAGAGUAGAGAGGAUGAGGAGAAGAAUGACACGGAGCAGCCCAGCGCCGAGUCGCCUGUGAAGAACUCAAAUGGAGACAUCACCCAAGAGAACAGUCCUGAGCCUGAUGCAAAAGCACCAGAGAGCUACGACACAGGGGUGUGAUCUUAAACUGGUAUCACACAACUCCCCCUGGUGGCAUUUCAAGUUUGCACCUGCUUAAGCUUUAACUGUUAUCUGAUGCAUAAGACUCAAGAAGGUCUGAAAUAUGAAAGUAUAAAACUAUAUUAAAAAAGCACUGAAAAUACUGCAAAUAACCCUUUGUCACCCAUGCUAUAACAAUAUUGUAUGACCAUGUUUCAAAUGUGUGCAUUUAUGUUGUCUGUAUUUUAAAUAAUAUGUCUGCAUUUUGUUCACACUGAAUCUUUAAACAUCCUUAAAUGAGAUAUGUAAUUGACAAACUAAAAUAUCUAUAAAUAAAUAUAAUAUAUAUAUAUAAAUAUUUCUCUGGAAUCAAUCAGAUUCAUCCAAUUUUACAAUGAAACGUAUCUUGUUUCAAGGAUGUUCAAAUAUUUUUAAUAAAAAACAUUUUGAAAUUUUGAAAAUGACUGCAGUUGUGUGUUUUUUUUUUUUUU
Onychostoma macrolepis is the source of this 1273-nucleotide messenger RNA. RefSeq lists its product as uncharacterized. The record is from RefSeq and is a predicted model, not a curated record. NCBI's taxonomy places the organism in Eukaryota, Metazoa, Chordata, Actinopteri, Cypriniformes, Cyprinidae. Bases 135 to 803 code for a protein of 222 amino acids. The transcript has 2 exons.